This is a messenger RNA of Hemicordylus capensis (graceful crag lizard), 1139 nucleotides long. RefSeq names its product ubiquitin like 4A (gene UBL4A). Gene Ontology annotation, molecular function: protein binding. The coding region runs from base 224 to 694 and encodes 156 amino acids. The transcript is spliced from 4 exons. Gene Ontology annotation, biological process: post-translational protein targeting to endoplasmic reticulum membrane. Lineage: Eukaryota; Metazoa; Chordata; Lepidosauria; Squamata; Cordylidae. The record is from RefSeq and is a predicted model, not a curated record.
UCCCGUAGAGACUGUCCCGCCUUUCUAUCGCCACUCUCUCUAUGAUAAGUUAACGUGCAGCUAGCAGCUCUCCUGCAGAAGAUGGGAGGCGGCUAGGGCUGUUCUUCGCCCAUAUAAUUGCUUUCCAGCCCCGCACUUGGCCGCUCUAUCUUUAGUUGUUCCUCCUGGUGUCUAUGGUUCAGUUAAAGGGGCCGUUCGGCUUUCAGGGCUGCGGGAUCCCGAGAUGCUGCUUACGGUGAAGGCGCUCCAGGGCCGGGAAUGCAGCCUCCAGGUCUCCCCGGAUGAGCGUAUCUCCUCUCUGAAACGUCUGGUCUCAGAGAAGCUGAAUGUCCCCGUGUCCCAGCAGCGCCUGCUUUUCAAAGGCAAGGCUCUGGCAGAUGAGCACCGUCUCUCUGACUAUUCUAUUGGGCCUGAGUCGAAACUCAACCUUGUGAUCAAGCCACCAGAGAAGGCGUCACCUGAGGACCCUGGCCGGAGACCUAGUCCCCCACAGAAUCCUGCCAUCUGGCACACACUGGCCCAAGUCGUUGGCAGGCAUUUCAGUGUGGCUGAUGCUGAGAAGGUGCUUGAGCAACUGCAGAAGGAUUAUGAGCGGAGCCUUCGACUACUGAGCUUGGAUGACAUUGAGCGUUUGGCUACACGUUUGCUUCACCCUGAGGUGGCUGAGGCUGUAGAAAUGGGCUUUCUGGAUUAGCUGCUGAACUUGGGGACUGAGCCCUGUCUGCCCCUUUUGGAUGCAGAGCCCCUGGGCAGGGCCCAGUUUGGGGCUUAAUGGGAGUGAUCCCUCUGGACUGCUGUUAAAAGGGCACAGAGCAUCUGUAACCACUCCCCGUCCAUUAAAGGUGGUGAUGGGUGAGACUGAUCUGCUCUGUCUAAUAUGUUUGGCUGAAGUGGGGAGUAUCGUUUAUAUAUAGAGAGAGAUCACUUGCCCAGUACUGAGAGAUGAAGUUACCUUUGGGGUGGGGGCAGCUUUUUAUCCAUGGAUUUUCUUGUUCACCAUUAAUGCCCGGUUGCCUCCAAUAGAUUAAUAUUUGUUGUUUUAGCCAAAGGCUGGCUGAGCAAUAAGAGUCCAUCAGAAUUUAUAGGCAGAAAACCAAAUUGGAAUGUGAAAUCUGAAAAUACAAAUUUUGAAAAACUGA